Molecule: messenger RNA, 1494 nt
Organism: Arctia plantaginis
Lineage: Eukaryota; Metazoa; Arthropoda; Insecta; Lepidoptera; Erebidae
Source: the annotation of a GenBank genome assembly
AUGACUUUACACUCUUUACUCUAUUUUUGCUCAGCUGAUCUGAAUAUCUCAAAUAUCAAUUUUAACGUUCAGUAUGGUGGUGGCAUUUUGGUGUCUCUAAAGGUCACGGUAGAUUUAUGCACAUGGAUUUUGAAAAGCGCGUGUUACAACUCCAUCCGACAUAACCUGUCACUUCACAACCGGUUUAUGCGGGUGCAGAACGAAGGAACCGGGAAGUCCUCGUGGUGGAUGAUAAACCCAGACGCGAAGCCCGGCAAGUCAGUCAGACGGCGAGCCGCCUCAAUGGAAACGUCGAAGUUUGAGAAACGAAGAGGCCGUGUAAAGAAGAAGGCAGAGCUACCGAGAAAUGGCGUAACAGCCGACGCAACCCCAAGCCCAAGUAGUUCUGUAUCAGAAAGUCUCGACAUGUUCCCAGACUCGCCCAUGCACAGCAUUUUGCAGUUGUCGCCGGACUUCCGUCAGAGGGCAUCGUCGAACGCCUCAUCAUGCGGGCGGCUGUCUCCGAUCCCGUCGUUGAUCAAAACAGAAUCAGACUGGGCGUCCGAUUACAUCCCCGCUGGUGACUACACCAACGACUACUCACAAACAGACUUCGGACAAGAAGAACUUGCCGGUUCACUUGCAGAUUCCAUGAAAUUGGCCGGAACAGAUCCAUUCCUCAGCACGUACGUUCCAACUACAUCGUCAUCGGGCGGUAGCUAUCGCUAUGGCGGGUACGCCUGCCCGCGGCAUCCACCAGGCGGAUGCGCGUGCGCAACGAUAUACACACAUCCCGCUCAUCCUGCGCAUCCAACUCAUCCGCACUCAUUGGAUCUCUUCAGGCCACCUCCUCCAGCGGACCCUGCUGAUAUUAUGCAAACAGCAGACACCAAUCAGACUCAAAUGGUGACGACGUCGGAUGCAGCGUUGAUGAACGGAGGUAUGAUGGUGCAGACAGGAGCUAUGGGACCUACAACUGUUAUGGGACAGCUCAUGGGAGCGCUCAACACUGGGCUCGCGGAGGACCUAAACAUUGAAACUUUGGACCACGGCUUUGAUUGUAAUGUUGAUGAAAUAUUCUUUAUUGAACAGGUAAUAAAACACGAGUUGAGUAUGGAGGGCACGCUGGACUUCAACUUCCCGCAGCAGCACAGCGCGGGCGGCAUGGCGGCCGAGGCGGAGAGCCAGUUCGCUGCGCCCGCGCCGCCGGUGCCCACGACGCUCUCGGGCGGCGGCGCGCCGCGCACGCCCUACUCCGCCGCCCCCUCUUGGGGUAAUCCGGAUUGUUUGGGCCCCGGAGGGGGAGUCGAUGAUCGCCGCCAUUGGACAGGAUUCACAGAUUACAAACAAUGGGCGUCUGAAUUGUGUUACCGGCUUCAGUCAGCAUGUAGUCACAGCAACCAGUUACUCGUGUUUAAAACGAAUCCCUCACCUAAGCAGGUAGAACGAUAUGUUUGCAACGAUUCAUCACAAUCAAGAACCAAAUCUGAAGACCAGUUCAAUCAUGGAGACUGA